AUGAGUGUUCGUCACAGAGAUCAUAGGCAUGCUUCAUAUAUGAUUAUUGAAAACCACAUCGCUCCUAAGUAUGAAGAUGUCAACCGAGUUUACAGACCAAGGGACAUUAUUAAUGACAUUCGUCGAGAGUUCGGCAUAACCGUAAGCUAUACUAAAGCGUACAUGGCUAAAAAUUUUGCUUGUGGACUGAUUCAUGGGAAACCCCGUGAGAGUUAUGCGAAAUUGCCAACGUAUUGUCAUGUUUUGGAGAUGCAAAAUCCUGGUACACUGACAUUUAUUCAUACUAAUGAUGAUCGGCGCUUCAAGUACCUUUUUAUGGUAUUGGGACCAACUAUACAUGGGUUCAUAAACUCAAUGCGAAAGGUAAUUUCUGUAGACGGUGCAUUCUUAACAUCGAGAAUGAAAGGUACUCUACUCGUAGCAACUUCUCAGGAUGCAAAUUUUCAAAUAUUUCCACUCGCAUGGGGAGUAGUUGAUUCGGAGAAUGAUGAAUCCUGGACUUGGUUCGUUCAGAAGUUGCGGUUAAUAACAGGUGAUACGGAUGACCUUAACUUGAAGACAAAUUUUCCACGGUGUGAUGUUGCAACUUUGUUUAGGGCAGCGUCAGAGGCUUAUACUGUAACCGAAUUUGAGUCCUACAUGGCAGCUCUAUGCAGUAAAAAGGAGGGCAUCAAAGAGUACGUAUUAGAAGAAGAUUUUCAAUGUUGGGCUAGAGCGCAUUUUACCGGGAUACGUUACAAUAUCAUGACUACAAAUAAUGCGGAAUCUAUAAAUGGUUUGUUGAAGAGUGCUCAAGAACUUCCCAUAGUUGGUUUACUAGAAUAUAUUCGUGGGAUACUACAAAGGUGGUUUUAG
Messenger RNA from Olea europaea var. sylvestris, 855 nucleotides. RefSeq lists its product as uncharacterized. NCBI's taxonomy places the organism in Eukaryota, Viridiplantae, Streptophyta, Magnoliopsida, Lamiales, Oleaceae. The coding region runs from base 1 to 855 and encodes 284 amino acids. The transcript is spliced from 2 exons. The record is from RefSeq and is a predicted model, not a curated record.